AUGGAUCUGCACACCUUGGUCAUGACCCAGCAGAGGAGCAGCUUAAACCAUUGUCCAAGCAGAAUAGAAGCACCAAAUAUGACACAUGUCUCAGAAUUCUAUCUCAUGGAACUGUCAGAGGACCCAGAACGGCAGCACAUCCUCUUUGGACUGUUCCUGUCCAUGUACCUGGUCACAGUGCUUGGGAACCUGCUCAUCAUCCUGACUGUCAGCUCUGACUCCCACCUCCACACCCCCAUGUACUUAUUUCUCUCCAACCUGUCCUUGGCUGACAUCUGCUUCAUCUGCACCACUGUCCCAAAGAUGCUGGCGAACAUCCAAACUCACAGCAGAGCCAUCUCCUAUGUGGGCUGCCUGACACAGAUGUCUCUUUUUCUCAUUUUUGGAUGUAUGGACGACAUGUUUCUGACUGUGAUGGCCUAUGACCGCUUUGUAGCCAUCUGUCAGCCACUGCAUUACCAACUCAUCAUGAACCCUCGCCUCUGUGUCCUCUUGGUUUUGGUGUCUUUUUUCUUGGGCCUUUUGGAAUCCCUGCUGCACAAUUUGGUGGGAUUACCAUUUACCAAUUCCAAUUCCAGUGUUGAAAUUGCUAAUUUCUUCUGUGACCCCUCUCAGGUCCUCAGUCUUUCUUGUUCUGAUACCCUUACCAAAAAUACAGUCAUGUGUUUUGUUGGUGCCUUCUAUGGUUUCCUUCCUCUCUCAGGGAUCUUUUUCUCUUAUUAUAAAAUUGUUUCCACCAUUCUGAGAAUCCCUUCAUCAAGUGGGAAGUACAAAGCCUUCUCCACCUGUGGGUCUCACCUCUCAGUUGUUUGCUUAUUUUAUGGAACAGCCAUUGGAGUGUACUUUUCUUCAGAUCAGUCAUCUUUCACCAGGAAGGGUGCAGUGGCCUCAGUGAUGUACACUGUUGUCACCCCCAUGCUGAACCCCUUCAUCUACAGCCUGAAUAACAAGGACAUUAAAUAUACCCUGAGGAAGUUGCACAGGAGAACAGUGUAA
Sciurus carolinensis (gray squirrel) is the source of this 996-nucleotide messenger RNA. RefSeq names its product olfactory receptor 18-like. The coding region runs from base 1 to 996 and encodes 331 amino acids. Gene Ontology annotation, biological process: G protein-coupled receptor signaling pathway. The transcript is spliced from 2 exons. Gene Ontology annotation, molecular function: G protein-coupled receptor activity; olfactory receptor activity. The record is from RefSeq and is a predicted model, not a curated record. NCBI's taxonomy places the organism in Eukaryota, Metazoa, Chordata, Mammalia, Rodentia, Sciuridae. Gene Ontology annotation, cellular component: membrane.